Quercus robur (English oak) is the source of this 2186-nucleotide messenger RNA. Its product is annotated as homeobox-leucine zipper protein ROC2-like. Gene Ontology annotation, molecular function: lipid binding. The record is from RefSeq and is a predicted model, not a curated record. Bases 337 to 1932 code for a protein of 531 amino acids. The transcript has 10 exons. NCBI's taxonomy places the organism in Eukaryota, Viridiplantae, Streptophyta, Magnoliopsida, Fagales, Fagaceae.
GGAGUGGAGAAGGAGAAACGUAAGUAACAAGCAGAAAACUGAAAGGGCACUCGGCGGGAAGUAAAACCCAUUCUCUACUCUCUUCUACAAACACAAGAAGAUAAAGAGACCAAACCCCCAAAAAACCCAAUUCUCUCCAAAAACCCAUUUCACUCUCUAGAGACUGUUUGUUUUGUCAGAAAUCUCAGGGAAAUUCAGAUUGAACAGUUCAAGCUGCGGGGGGGUCAAAGUUCAGGGGAGGAGGUUGAGUCAGAAAACCGGUUACACAAGACAAAUUUGUCAGAGCAUGAAAAAUUUAAUAGUCGAAGUCAUAAUUACAGGAAACUACAUAUUAGAAUGGAAGAUUCUGACCAAUGCUCCAGAACUAAGGCUGCAGGCAACACCAGAGAACUAGAUCUUGCACUAUCUUCCCUUGACAUUUCUUCAAAGCCUGCUAAACUUCCUACGUCUAAGCUUCUGCAUCCAGUUCAAGCACCCAUGGCUAAUCAUUCUGACAGUAAUUCUGUGGAGAGUAAGUUCCUAAAACUGCAAGAGGCAAAUAACAUCUCCAAGGCAGCUUACAAGGAAAUCAUGGGUAUGGCUUUAGAAGCAAACGCUUGGGUUGUUGGUACUCCAGCAUUAGGUACAAUUGAGGAAUUCCAACAGAUAUUUAAGACUUUGCCUCCACCCGGAAUGAGAGUCGAAUGUUCGGUUGAGACUGCAAUUCUUCCAAUUGCCCCUGAGAACUUGGUUUCUGUCUUGAUGGAUGUGGAUAGAUGGGGUUCAACUUUGUCCCGCAUUGCCCAUUUUGGAUCUAGCCAUUUGCCAACUGGUGUUUUGCAGCAGUUGAGUCGUGCUGAUGAAACAAUCACGAAGAUAGUAAUGGUGAAUGCUGAAUUUCAAUUGCCCACACCACUCGUGCCAACAAGGAAAUUCUGUUUCCUGAGAUGCCUAAGAAAGAUCGUGGAAGAUAUAUGGGCCAUUGUUGAUGUAUCGAAUGAUUAUUUCCACCAUGGACCUUCAGAUUCUAAAUUGGAAGUAAAGUGUCGGCGAAGGCCAUCUGGGGUGAUAAUCAGGAGGCAUGACGAGUAUUCUGAGGUUAUAUGGCUUGAGAAUGUGGAAGUGAAUGAGCACCAAGUCCAAGAAAAUAUAUACUCAUCAAUAAUUAACUCGAACCUUGCAUUCUGUGCAAAGCGCUGUGUUAGGACAUUGUUGCAGAAGUUAAAGCGAAAUAAUAGUAGAUUUCUCAAUCUUAGGAUGCCAGUGGACCAGCAAGCUCGUGCAUAUUUGCUGAAUUUAACUGAGUAUAUGGAGAAGAAUUUCUUGGAAUGCAUUAAUGAGGCUCCUAACAGAAGGAAAUGGGAUAUUCUGUCUGAUGGAGAAGUAAGGGUUUUGAAGGAUGUGACCAUGAAUCAUGUUGAAACACAGGGCUCAAGUAAUUACAUCGCCUUGACUAGCUUCCGUAUUCAAGCACAACCAUUCUUAGUUGUUCAAUUUCUUCUCAAAAAUAAUGUCAAAUUACAGUGGCCAAGCCUUCUGGAAGAGCCUGAAGAAGUGAUUAAGCUUGCCUCAGAAGAUUAUAAUAACUGCAUCACUUUACAUAAGAAUGUAGAUUUACAGAAUGAUUUCACAAAGCAUCACGACUAUUUGUUACAAGAGGCUUCAUGGGAUGAAUUUUGUUACUUCAUCAUAUCAUCACCAAUGACCCAAGCAGCUACUAAUGCACUUUUUGUUGGAGGAUGUAUAUAUGAUCACUUAAAGCCUUCAGGGUUUGCCAUAAUGCCUGAUGGAUCUGCGGGCCUACUAUCUGAUUCGUGCUUAGUAACCAUUGCCAUGCAACAAGAGCUUGCUGUCCUGGAAUCUGGUCAAGCCAUUCAGUCCAUGAACUUUAUCAUCAAUGACAUCGUUGAAGAGAUAUAUGAAGCAAUGCCUAGUAGACUGCUAACGAGUUAAAUCACUUAAUGCUUCAGAUACACUACUCACAAGGGGGAGAAGCAUCAAGUUAGACUUUGAAAUUGACUAAUCUUGGAAGCCAUAAUGGUUCUUGUAUAGUCUACGAUUUGUUCUGUAUGCGCUUCCUAAACCUCAUUUGUUCAGCGUAGAAUUUUAAUUCAUUAGAAAUGAAGUUUGUAUGAUACUGGUUAUUCAGUUUUGACAUGAUUGACAUGUUACUAUGAAUCUUAUAGAGGAUCGAAAUUUAGUUCCCA